AUGAGUAAGACGUACGUUCUGUUUGAACAUGCUGCGGGCUUCGCGCUCUUCCGGGUUUCGGAGUUUGAGGAGUUGGCAACAUUUCUACCUCAGGUGGAAGAGUCGGUGACAGACCUGCAGAAAUUUAAUUCGGUGGUGUCACUCAUUGCAUUCCAGCCUUUCAAAUCGGCUGUUCUGGCUUUAGAGAACAUUAACGCUGUAUCUGAAGGUAUAUUACCCGAAGACUUGAAUCUAUUCUUGGAAGGUGCAUUACCAAAGAAAAAGAAAAGGAGUAAGUGCACUCUUGGAGUCCUAGAUCCCAAGCUUGGGGCAGCCAUCAGCGAAGCAUUGGAAAUACCAUGUUCGCACAUUGGUGUUGUCCCCGAAAUUGUAAGAGGUAUAAAGUUUCACUUCCACUCUUUAAUCAAGGGUUUGACCAAAAAGGCUUGUUCAGUUGCUCAACUUGGUCUCGGACACUCAUAUUCAAGAGCCAGAGUCAAGUUCAAUGUCCACAGAGUAGAUAACAUGAUCAUUCAGUCUAUUGCUUUAUUGGAUCAGCUGGAUAAAGACGUCAAUACCUUUUCCAUGAGGAUUAGAGAAUGGUACUCCUACCACUUCCCAGAGCUUGUGGCAAUAGUUCCUGACAAUCAUCUUUACACCAAAUGUGCUGAAUUCAUCAAAGACAGGAAGUCUCUUACUGAAGAAUCAGUGGAGCCCCUAACAGAGAUUUUAGGUGACUCUGAAAAAGCACAGGCAAUUAUUGAUGCAUCUAAAAUGUCUAUGGGCAUGGAUAUAUCUCCUGUCGACUUGAUUAACAUACAAAUGUUUGCUGGAAGAGUUGUUUCGUUGAGCGAAUAUAGAAAACAAAUAUCCGAGUACCUCCACACAAAAAUGAAUUCAGUUGCUCCAAACUUGACGGUGCUUAUUGGGGAUCAAGUCGGAGCCAGGCUCAUAUCAAAAGCUGGGUCUCUCACCAACUUGGCUAAAUAUCCGGCUUCAACACUUCAGAUUUUGGGUGCUGAAAAAGCUCUGUUCCGAGCACUCAAGACUAGGUCGAACACUCCCAAAUAUGGUCUUCUCUACCAUUCAACAUUCAUUGGCCGAGCUGGUCUCAAGAACAAGGGCAGAAUCAGCAGAUACCUUGCCAACAAAUGUUCUAUUGCUUCAAGGAUAGAUUGCUUUUCUGAAAACCAAACUUCGGUGUUUGGUGAGAAACUUCGCCAGCAAGUGGAAGACAGGCUCAAGUUCUACGAGACGGGAGACAUCCCCAUGAAGAACAUUGAAGUUAUGAAACUGGCUAUGGAGGAAGUCGGAAACCAGACAAUGGAGGAGGAAACGCCUAAGAAGAAGAAAAAGAAGAAGAAGGAUAAAAAGCAAGAAGUUGAGGCUAUGGAAGAAUAG
This is a messenger RNA of Leptosia nina, 1380 nucleotides long. Lineage: Eukaryota; Metazoa; Arthropoda; Insecta; Lepidoptera; Pieridae. The record is from the annotation of a GenBank genome assembly.